GGCGAAGGGCAGAAAAUUUAAACCAAGCCCGAGGGAACUCUUUUCGGAGAGUCAUCCAGCAAAUAUCCAUCUUUUAUAGCACUGAGCAGCGUCGUGCAGCGGUGCUUCGUUGGAUUGUUUGUUUCACUCGAGACUGCUUCGUUUUUUUGUUACCGGUUACUUGGCUAUCUGCCCUUGUCGCCCUGACACGCUCUUUUCCCGUUCCUUUUCUUUCCGGCUUGUGGUGGCGACAAGAACCCAUCCCCUCACUCAGAUUGCAAAAAGCGAUCCGCAAUUCCCGCACGAAGGUCCGACAACCCGGACCGAUUUCAAUCAGCAAGCAGCAGCGCACGCGACGCCUCCUUGUCUGCCUACGCCCUCCGCUGAUCCGAGAGGCCGACAACCCUCUCGGUCUCUCUUAAUCCUUCGACUGCUGCGAGCGAUCCCGCACGACCCGAAGAAAAAAAACUACGCACGAACGCGCCCCCCCAAAAAUGAAGGUCUUCUCCAACACCGAGACGUUCAACUACUCCUGGGAGGAGGUGUCGACGGCCAACUGGCUCAAGUACUGCCCAUGGAACGACAAGUCGACACACGUCAUCGCCGUUGACACGCUGUCGCGGAGCAUCGACGAGGCCUCGGGCAUGCUGCGCACGGAGCGGCUCAUCACAUGCCGACAGAGCGCCCCGGAGUGGGUCAGGAAGCUCCUCGGCGCCUCCAACAGCGACAAUUACGUCUUCGAGGUCUCGUACGUCGACCCGACCAGCCGCACCGUCACCAUGGUGUCGCAGAACCUGACGUGGUCCAACCUGAUCAACGUCCAGGAGACGGUCGUAUACAAGCCCCUCAACGACCACCAGACCCAGUUCGUCCAGGACGCAAAGAUCACGGCCCUGUGCGGCGGCUGGCAGCGCAUCCGCAACUCCAUCGAGGACGCCCUCGUCACGCGCUUCCGCGAGAACGCCGUCAAGGGCCGCGAGGGCUUCGAGUGCGUCCUGGCCAUGAGCAGGCGCGCCUUCGCCGAGGAGAGGGCCCGCCAGGUCACCAUGCCCCAAUAACCAGCCGCCACCUGGUUUGCGUGCGGCCCUUGUUGGGCUGCAACGGGCCGGGGCUUCCAUGACGGACGAUUUGCCUUCUUUUUACGUCUUCGCAUCUCGCGACCAAAACUCUCUCCACCACUCUCGACUUCUCUUCUGCAGCAUUUGCCGGCGCGCCUGUUUUACAACAUCCUUGCGGGGUAAAAAAAAAGGGGGACAAAGGUUACCUAAAAGUUAUUGGGCACAUAUAUCGUUUGCGCGUUUGGCUUCCAUUCUCUUCUCUGUCGAGACUCUCUCAUCCUCUCCCUCCCUCCCAAGACGACAAGCAGAUCUUGUCGUUCCAACUCCCCUGGGACCUGUAAUUGUUGUUCUUCUUCUUUUUUUUUUUUUGGAUUUACUGGCGUUUUCGGAAAUACCCCGGUUUAGAAAGUGCGGUUACAUUUCCCUCAAUCCCACCAAUUCGGCGGCUCAGCGGCGUUCUCGGCUCUGCCUCCCUCUCUCCAGAGAGCUGUGUUUCCUGCCUCUGGCUCCUCUCCACACAGCCGAGGGAUCAAAACAACACCCCACCACCUGCACUGCUUUUCUCUUGAUAGAACGAUAGACUUGUUAGACCAGAUCUCUUUUUCUUCCCUCCAGUGUUGAAGGGACAUUAGAGAAUACAACUUGGACUCUCUCCUCUUUGGCCA
Molecule: messenger RNA, 1702 nt
Organism: Gaeumannomyces tritici R3-111a-1
Lineage: Eukaryota; Fungi; Ascomycota; Sordariomycetes; Magnaporthales; Magnaporthaceae
Product: MSF1 domain-containing protein
Exons: 1
Coding region: 474-1037 (187 amino acids)
Biological process (GO): phospholipid transport
Cellular component (GO): mitochondrial intermembrane space
Molecular function (GO): phosphatidic acid transfer activity
Source: RefSeq, a predicted model, not a curated record